AUUUUCAAUACUACAUUUUCCACAUUAAUCUCUAUCAUUGCUGACACCAAGAUUCCAGGUACAGGCUCCGCGCAUAAGUCGCGCAAGUUAGGAGAUCACACCAAGGUAAGAUCGAGAUAGUUGGCAGGAUUCCCGACCCCCCGGGUUUCGGGUCAUCCAUUGUACCUGCCCUGUACAGAUGGAUGGAAGUUCAUCCGCAUUGAUGAGAAUUAGACACAUACAAAUAGGCCAGCCACCUUUCUCAAUAAUCAGAUUUCUGAGGGUCUCAUCAAGCCAUUAAUACUACCUUACGCCAAUUAUUUUUGCACUUUAAGAGCCCCUCCAUGAAAACUUCCAGGAUAGCCUGCCUAUGGCUUUUCAUAGUCGUUCUAGUCUGUGCGAAUGCCCUGCGAGUAGAAAAGAGUCAAGAAUUUCCGCUGGGAUCUGAGAUCGAAAACCUCGCUGUCAGGCCAUCAGGUUCAGUUCUAGCAGUCGUCUACACAUUCCCUCGGGUCUACGAAGUGGCGCCUGUCGCAAAUGCCGAACCAAAGCUGUUGCACACUUUCCAGAAUACCAAUGGCGUUUCCAGCAUUGCAAAAUCACCAAACUUGGAUGAAUAUAUCCUCAUUACCGGCAACUUCUCUUUCCAGACGUUGAGUCCAACGCCUGGCUCGUACGCGAUCCACAAAUUGUCAUUUGACAAAUGUGACAAGCCGGUCGUCAAGCAACUGGCAUCGCUGGAUGCUAUUUCUCAGCCCAAUGGGAUGAUUGCAGUUCCCGGAACGCCCUACGUCCUGAUCGCAGACACGCGCGAGGGAUUGAUCUACCGUUUCGAUACCAAAACCUUCCAAUUGGGCGUCUACUACGAUGAUCCCUUGCUAAAGCCUGGCACGACGACCGGCGUGGUAUUCGGCGUUAACGGCAUCAAACUCUCAAGAGGAUACCUCUAUUUCAGCAACACCAACCAACAGUUGGUCGCCCGCGUCCAAGCUUCCGGGAAGGAAGAUGUACUCCACGGAACCCCGGAAAUCGUGGCAACCCAGACUCCGAUUGAUGAUUUGAUUGUCAACAGGUACAAUGGCGACGUCUAUCUCGCCGAACUUGGCGGAAACGCUCUUGGCUUUGUACCACACGGGGCAAACACCACCGUUCCGGAAACUCUUCUCGGCGGCAUCAAUAGCACAGCUCUUUUGACGCCUACAUCAGUUGUUUGGGCAAAGGGUGCGGAAGGCCGAACUCUCAUCGUCUCGGAGACUGGCGGUUUUGAGCAGUUUGUAACACGUAAUUACACAGGUGGUGGCAGGAUCAACAUUAUUCACCUGGAGUAAUGCCCUCAUGUAUCGUAGCUCAAGAUAAUUUAGGGAAGUCGCAACAUCCCUUAUAAACUACCAUCGGC
Messenger RNA from Colletotrichum acutatum, 1375 nucleotides. RefSeq lists its product as uncharacterized. NCBI's taxonomy places the organism in Eukaryota, Fungi, Ascomycota, Sordariomycetes, Glomerellales, Glomerellaceae. The transcript has a single exon. The coding region runs from base 324 to 1307 and encodes 327 amino acids. The record is from RefSeq and is a predicted model, not a curated record.